AUGCAAAUCUCUCACUAUCUUCCCCAACUACGAACCUGUGCCAGAAAACAGACGCCAUUUACCGCCAAAUCACUUCACGCCCAAAUUCUCAAACUUGGCUUAACUCAAUGUGGCCGGUUACCCAACACCAUUAUCGACGUAUAUGGUAAAUGUGGCCUUUUUCAAGACGCCCAUCACAUGCUCGAUGAAAUGCUCCACAGAGACCAUGUCUCAUGGGCUUCAAUUCUCACUGCUUACAACCAAGCCAAUGUCCCUCACAAAACUCUCGCCAUCUUCCCCGUUAUGUUUACUCUUGAUAAGUUGCAGCCUGACCACUUCGUAUUCGCUACCCUGGUUAAGGCCUGCGCUAGCUUGGGCGCCCCUAGGCAAGGCAAGCAAGUUCAUGCCCGUUUUCUGAUAUCGCCAUUUUGUGAUGAUGAUGUUGUUAAAUCAUCUUUGGUUGAUAUGUAUGUAAAAUGUGGAUUACCCGAUGAUGCUCAGGCUGUUUUUGAUUCUAUCAAGUUCAAGAAUUCAGUUUCUUGGACUGCCAUGUUAUAUGGGUAUGCUAGAAGUGGAAGAAAAAAUGAGGCUCUUGAGAUGUUUGAGAGAGUCCCAGUUAGAAAUCUGUUUUCUUGGACUGCUUUGAUAUCUGGAUUUGUACACAGCGGCAAUGGAACUGAUGCAUUUUAUUUGUUUAUUAAAAUGAGAAGAGAAGGGGUUGAUAUAGUAGACCCCUUAGUUCUUUCAAGCAUUGUUGGUUCUUGUGCUAAUUUAGCCUCAUUGGAGCUUGGAAAGCAGAUUCAUGGCCUUGUUAUAGCUCUUGGUUAUGAGUCUUGCUUGUUUAUAAGUAAUGCACUAGUGGAUAUGUAUGCAAAAUGUAGUGAUAUUGUUGCAGCCAAAAACAUUUUUGGGAGAAUGAGAAGAAAGGAUGUUGUUUCUUGGACUUCUAUUAUAGUUGGUGCAGCUCAGCAUGGACGAGCUGAGGAAGCAUUGGCCAUAUAUGAUGCGAUGGUUUCAGCUGGAGUAAAGCCAAAUGAAGUGACCUUUGUUGGAUUGAUUUAUGCUUGUAGUCAUGUAGGUUUGGUUAGCAGAGGCCGUAAACUUUUUAAAUCUAUGACUGAUGAUUAUGGGAUUAGUCCCUCAUUGCAACACUAUACAUGUUUGUUGGAUCUUCUUAGUCGAUCUGGACAUCUUGCCGAGGCUGAGAAUGUCAUUCAAGCAAUGCCAUUCAAGCCCGAUGAACCUACUUGGGCAGCUUUAUUAAGUGCUUGCAAGCAGCAUGGGAAUACCCAAAUGGGAACAAGGGUAGCUAAUCAGCUAUUGAGCUUAAAACCCGAAGAUCCUUCAACCUAUAUAUUGUUAUCAAAUGUUUAUGCCAGUGCUGCUAUGUGGGAGCAUGUAUCGAAGGUGAGAAGGUUGAUGGCACAUAUGGAAGUGAAAAAGGAGCCGGGAUAUAGUUGCAUUGACACUGGAAAGGAAAGCCAAGUGUUUCAUGCUGGGGAGCCUUAUCAUCCUUUGAAGGAUAAGAUUUUCGGGCUGUUAAAGGAGUUAGAUGGUGAAAUGAGAAGAAGGGGUUAUGUUCCUGAUAUUAGCUCGGUAUUACAUGACAUGGAUCAGCAAGAGAAGGAGAAGCAGCUGUUUUGGCAUAGUGAGAGGGUGGCUGUGGCUUAUGGGUUGCUAAAGUGUGUUCCUGGGACAGUCUUACGGAUAGUGAAAAAUCUUCGUGUUUGUGGAGAUUGUCAUACCGUUUUGAAACAUAUCAGCGGUAUUGUAAACAGAGAAAUUGUUGUGCGAGAUGCCAGCAGAUAUCAUCAUUUUAAGGAUGGAAAGUGUUCUUGCAAUGAUUUCUGGUAAUUCUAAGUGUGUUCAAGUCCUAUCUAAGGCUGUGACAUAUUCGUUCUUCCAUUGUUUUAGUUUAUAAUUGAUUUUUCGACCAUCAUUUGUUAUGAACUAUUAUAUUAA
Pistacia vera is the source of this 1941-nucleotide messenger RNA. Its product is annotated as pentatricopeptide repeat-containing protein At4g14050, mitochondrial. Lineage: Eukaryota; Viridiplantae; Streptophyta; Magnoliopsida; Sapindales; Anacardiaceae. Gene Ontology annotation, biological process: RNA modification. The transcript has a single exon. Gene Ontology annotation, molecular function: zinc ion binding; protein binding; RNA binding. Bases 1 to 1833 code for a protein of 610 amino acids. The record is from RefSeq and is a predicted model, not a curated record.